ACAAGAUUAGCAUAAGCAGACAUGGCAGGGCAAGACUCGGGUAUAAGAUUAGCAUAGACAAAUAUGUCUGAAGUACCCACCACCCAAAAGUACAAUAGAAGUUCCUUUGCAUGUCUGGAGCCUGAGGCGAGUCAGCUGAUGAGAGUUGGCUUCCCUUGGCUAACAAUGAGCCCAGCAAUUGUCACCUCUGGGAACUUCCUGGAGUCCUUUUUCAAAGGGAAAAUAGCUUUGGAAUGGAGGAAACUGACAAAGGAGUUGAUUUUAUAUUAUUUUUAAAGCUAGGUAACUUCCCUGAGCUGUCAAGUUGAAAGGAUACAUUCAGGCAUAAUAUUUGUAUUAUGUAUUAUGUAUGUAUUAUGUAUUAUGUACUUUAAAGAUGUGCCCCCCCGUAAUUUCCAUAACACCCAGCUGGAGGCAACGAGGUAACCCCCGCAUCUGGAGCCAGGGCAGGAUCAGGCCCCUGACUCGGCCCAGCUGGUGCUUGUUGCAGGGGAACCUGUGCAGACUGGGGCUCUUCAGGAUCAGGCCUCAGGCUUGGUUCAGACGCCGCCUGAGGCAAAGGAUCCGGUGCGGACUGAGACUCCUCUGGCUCCGAGUCCGAGUCCCAGGCCAUCACACUAGUGGUUAUUCAUUGAUAGUCUCUAAUCCCAUCCCCGGUGCAUUCUGAAUUUCAUUCUAACUUCCAGUUUCUCCCACUGCAUACCUCAUGUUGAAAUGGACCAAACCAGUCAGGACUGGAACGGGCCACUGAAAGUAAUAAGAGUCCAGUGUGGUUUUGUUUCCUUGACCCAGUGGUUUGGGACUGAAGCACUUUACAUUCUGGCACACAAGGUUUUGAUAGAUGUUGCUGUGAAGUCUGGGUGACAUCAGAAUAAAAAUGUCUAUGAUUCCAGAAGAGGAAAUCCCAGAAGGCUUGUGCUUUCCAAGAACUGUUCGUUGCUUUGUAGCUGUAUCAUAGCAUCCUCAAUCGGUAUGAAUUGUUCUUUGCAUACUAGCUUUCUCAGAUGAGAGAGAGAAAGUUUGGGGAUCAUGCUUCUUUAACCAAGUGGGGGGAAAUGUAGUAUCUGGCAAGCUCAGAGUGUGUGUGUGUGUGUGUGUGUGUGUGUGUGAGAGAGAGAGAGAGAGAGAGAGAGUACAAUGGAAUAAGAUAAGAGGGAAGAAAUCUUUGGAAGAAAUUUAAAGUGUAAACAGUCAUUCACUUUGGGUUGGUUGAUUUUAUUUUGAUCCUUAUUACACAUAUGGUCUUUCCCAACCACAUUUAGAUAACAUUUUAAAUCAUUCAAACCAUGAAAUGCAUGUUCCUCAGUAGCAUCCUAUGUCCAUGUAGACUCCAACUCUCAGACAGCCUUGUUCCACAUUUGGGUAGGGUAUCGGGCCAUUAAAACCCUGCAUGCUCCUCACCAGCAUCCUAAAUCCUUGUGCAGCCCAGCUCUCUGUCUGUCCGGGGCCUGGGCCGCAGCAGGAGUCAGUGCAAAAUGACAGUGAGGAGUCUCCUUUCACAAGAUGAGAGCUAAAUGUGCACCGAGGUUGUCUGUAAUAUACAAAGCACUGAGCCCAACUAACAGAGACAAUCUGUUAAGCUGGCUUUGCUAAUAAGUAAACAUCUUCAGCCAGCUUUGUUUAUUAGGCAGGUGUGUUUUGGAACACAGUUUUAUUUGAUGGCCAGCCUCCCAUCCUCAGGCUGCUGUAGGCGGUGUAAUGGAUCUGGAUAUCCUAGUCCACUUUAUUCUCAACAAUAGUGUUAUCAGAUAGCUGCAAGCAUCUCUCCGUUGCCAUAGCACAGAAAACAAAACCCCUUCAGAAGCAGUUGAACUGCUGCCUGGUUUUGCAAUGUGCUUAUCCAGUAUAGAGCUCAGCGGUGGAAAUGCAGGGGAACCCUGGUUUCCUGGCAUCUUUUAGUUUAGCCUUAUGAAAUCCUCAUCUGUCUCUCAUUACCUCUUAACAAAAUGUGUUUUCCUUUAUUCUUCAUUUCUAAGGGUAGUUCAGUACCAUGGUCAGCACAGUAAGCUGUGCGACCCUUAAGGAGAACUAAAACAUGUUAAGGAAAGAUGUGACUGAAGAAAUUGGAAUGGUUUCAUCAUCUGCAAUUGUCUGAUAUAAACAGAUAGAUAGAUGUAAGUCGGCAGCUGUAUCUGCAAGAAACUGGAUUCUUAACUACAAAAGGGCACAUGGCAAAGUGUUAGUUUCUACUAUAGGCAAGAACCAUGUAUUGAAUUGAGCCUCUUUAUGAUCGAUGGAUGAGGUGAAGAAGGACCGGCACGAUGCUCAGGAAGAUUCACGCAAUAUUUCACCCCAACUCCCGUAGGAGAAGCCUGUCCGAUGGAAUCCCUACUUGUGAUGGCUCUGCAGUCCGGUUGAUCCGUAGCACCUCUAUGUAUGUACUUGGAGAGGAGGAUAACAAAUUUAGUGAGCCUUUGAAAAAAAGCAAAAGUACCACCAGCCUGGAUUCAGUUGCUUGCCUCCAUCUGAAGGAAGAAGAACGGGCAUGGAUGUACUCAAAGACUCAAGACUGUUUGCAGUACUUGCAAGAUUUGCUAGCUUUGAGGAAAAAAUACAUUGAGAGCAUCAAAGAUCUGAAGUCCAGUGACAGGGCAUCUGAUAUUUCCUCAGUGUCUACAAAAUCUUCCAAGACGAGGCAAAAGUCACCAGCCACGCCUCCACCAAUACAGUCUUCCAAGGUAGGAGCUCUUGCAUCACAUGGUUAAGAAAACAUUGCUUAUAUGUAUGACAAGAUAAAGGCCCAGAAAGGUUUCAAAAAUCAUGUAAUUAGAAAAUCACUAUAUAACGUUUGGAUAAGAUAUAAAGAUCUCCUAGAAAGGAAAACACCCAGAUGGCUUUCACCAAUGGAAGCUAAGGCCCCCAAAAAGUUAAAUAUGGAGAAUAAAUGGUUGAGAUACUCUGACCUUUUGCUUGAGGAUAAUGAAGGAUUUAAAUUAAGACCAUUUGAUCAAAUCAAAGACAAUGUGGAUGGCUUCAAGAUUAUCAGAUCAAUGAAUUAUUUAAGCUUGACAAGAAAAAUGGUUUUGCAACGGAAAAAAACAAAUUGGAAAUGGAGUUGUUAGAUACCAAUGUUAAAAAUUUGUCUAAGAUGUAUAAUUUGCUGUUGGAACGGCAUACAAAGGAUGAACAAGUGAAAUCUGUGAUGAUAGAUUGGGCAAGAGAUUUUGGUCACAAUAUAAUGAUGGAAGAUUGGGAAAGGUUGUGGAAGUUUAAUAAUAAUGAGCACAGGAGAAGCGAGACCCACAAAUGUGAUGUGUUUCUCUCUGUAAUACCUUCACUGAGUCCAUCCCCCGUUCAGUUUUUCACACACAUCCAUUACACAGAAGUAUCAAAUACAACUUACACUUCAUUCACCCAACCCUAACCCUUUCCAUCAAUCUAGAGAGACGGCGACUGCUUGGUUUAAAAAACAAACAAAAGCAAAAUUCUGAGCAGCCGAAAUGAGAAACUUUCUCAGCAGGUGAGGCCAUGACUGCAGAGAGUCUAAUUUCAAGAAAGUGAAGCCAUGCUUUUUUACAGCCAGUAGCUAAAGAAUGCAUUGACAACUGUAGAUUGUGUUUAACCUUUGGACAAGUUUCUCUCUUGCUGUUCUUCUUUUGAAAAAGAAACACCAUUAGUUUUUAUGCAAAUCAAUGUGUUCCGUGUGCUUUAAUUUCUUUAUUAGCAUAGCAGCUGCUCUCAGAUUGUUUUUUAAAAGGGCUUUCAUUUCACAAGCAGGUAUGUUAUUUGGUGUGAUAUUGAGUAGAUUACUCCUUUGCAGCAGUGCCAAUAGUGAUUUAUAGUGCUAUAGGCACACUAAACAGCAUCCUAACAGGGUGAUUACUAUAUUUGUUUACUCAGAAGUAAGUCCCACUAUGGCCAAUGGAACUCACUGAUAAGUGUUUAUAGGGUUGCUGCCUACAUGUGGAAAAAACAUGAUGUAACCACUGAAACCCUUAAAGUGUGCUCUUGCACUAUUUAAAAAGCACAAUACAGUACAGAACCACUAUUUCCGGGUGCAUGAGCCUAUCCAAGAGGCUCUCACUAAUAUAUACAUCUCAUACACUUGCUUACACUUACUUGUCACCUUCAGUAAUGCUUUGCAUGUCGCAGCCUGAUAGGAAAAGGGAAAGGGAAAUGCAGCCAGAGAGAUGGAUGUUCAGCAUGAAUGCUGCAACCUGGAGCCAGCAGGAAAGGGGAAAUUGUGCUUUCCCAGAAAUAUUGGGACCCUGCUGGCAACGGUGCAUAGAUGUGGCUACAAGUACCUUACUAUGUAACAGAGGUUGCCGUGUCUUACAUGCAGGCUUCAGGAAGCUCCCAAGGCUUGCGAAUAGCAGCCUGUUCUGGGGGCUGGGGGGGGGGAUAAUUUUUUUCUUUAUUCCCCCCCCCAAAAAAAAACUAGGUGCGCCCUAUAGGCCGGUGCGCCCUAUGGGGCGAAAAAUACGGUUAUUUAUACCAUGCUCCCAGUGGGUAGCAUGCAUAAAUCUGGUAAACUUUAGCAGUAAUAGUUAGGAAACAUUGUGUGUGUGUCUCAAAUCUGCAUUCGCAGCUGUAAUCUAAUCCGAAUAUAUGUGGGAGUAAGACCCAUAGAACUGAAUGGGUCUUACUUUGACAAAUCAGGUAUAGGAUUGCAUUGUAAACUGUGCAUGAUUAGUUAUCCUUGAAACAGCCUAUUAGGUAAUUAUUAUUAUUCACAUUUUACAGAAAACAAAGUGAGUUUGGGCAGCAGUGGCUUCAUUAUGGUAGCUUCAUGGCGAGGCUGGGAUAAUGUUCCUGUCCUCAUCAGAAUAAUUAUUUUCACUUCACAGAGAACCUAAGUGGUUCUCCAAGCUCACACAGGUACUGUAUGUACAGAAGUAAUGAGAGCAGGCUCCAGGAUUACUGUUUUAAGUAAUUAUUUCUGCAGCUGUGCUCCUAUAUUCAUUUCUUCAUCUAAUCCCCCUUCAAGUUGAUCUACACAAUCAAGCAGAACCACACUAGAGGGUCAUUCAAUAUCAAGUGAUCCAACUUUCUUACUUCAUGUCAUCCAAUUUUCUUAAUAUUUUGUAUAUUUGUUGAAUGAUCAAAACCAAGUUUAAAUCUAAAAUUUUAGCUUUUUCUCUCAUCCCGUUUUUGAAUUAUGAGGGUUAGAAAUUUCAAAAAUUUUUUGGACAAUUUUGGCCUUGUCACACUACACAAAAAACUUAAAAGCUCAGCCCAGCAUUGAGACAUGUCAAAACUAAAAACACCAAUCUCUUCAGAACUUCAUGGGCUUUAAUAUUAUAUGUCACAAUAAGGACUUACUUUAAAUUUUGAAGUUAAGUUACAAAAUGCUGGGCUGAGCUUUUAAGGCCAAAAUUGUUGACUUUUUGAAAAGGUUUAAGUAAAAGCUGUUGAUUGUGAUUCAGCAGGAAAUGGUCUUCCCAAAACGGAAAAGUGGCGAUGGAAAACCACUUAAUGAAUUUUUCCUGCAGUAAUGCAGUUGUCAAGAGUGCCAGGACUUUGGCAGAAAAAUAGGUGGCAACUGUAGAUAUGAAGUUGCAUCGGUGCCUUGAGAAAUGGUUCAUUAAAACAAACCCACAUGGAGGUAGAACAUUUGAGAAUAUAAGUGAACCCUGAACUCACAAUUUCCAUCACAUUGGCGUUCUGAGCCAGAGCACAACAUUAUUUUGAUUGAAUGCAACUCCCUGAAUUAAGCAUAAAAAACAACUUUAAAAUGCAGGCCAAAGACAAAUAAGUAGCAAUGGGUUCAAAGAACAAUUUAGCCUGUGAUCAGAGAUUGUUUUGUUGAAGAACAUUUGCAAGUCCGCUUCCACCAUUUUGGUCGCGCGUUUUGUAUCCUUGGAUAUUGGGUUGUUCUUUGCAACAGCAAAGUCUAUUUGUUCAAACCGAACUCCUGUCAUAUUAUUCUGUUCAACAGAUCUCAGCAGAGAGAAAAGCCUCACAGCUCAAUUCAGACGUAACUGAGGCAAUAGCUUAUUUUGACUCAAUUAUUGCCGAGCUAGAUGCAGAAAGGCAUCGGAAAAUUGUGGUGAGGGAUCAUCCGCCACACGCAGAUGUUGAUUUUGAUGGUAAGUAGGCAUACAAUGCAGGGAGCUGCUGAGUGACCAUAGACAAAUGACACAUGAAAAUAAAAUAAAAUCUAUCAUAAUAAAGCCAUGCUGUUCAUGAACAAAUUUAAAGUUAAACCCCAUAAUGUAAAAGCUUUAAAAGCUGCUUGACUGGCAGAAAUGUAACUGGUGUCCUGUUUUACAAGCAACUAGCUCCUGCCAACCUAGCAGUUCGAAAGCACAUCAAAGUGCAAGUAGAUAAAUAGGUACCGCUCCAGCAGGAAGGUAAACAGCGUUUCCGUGCGCUGAUCUGGUUCGCCAGAAGUGGCUUAGUCAUGCUGGCCACAUGACCUGGAAGCUGUAUGCUGGCUCCCUCAGCCAGUAAAGCGAGAUGAGCACCGCAACCCCAGUGUCGGUCACGACUGGACCUAUCGGUCAGGGGUCCCUUUACCUUUACCUUUUUACCCACUGGAGAAAGGUCCUGGUGUUACCCUGCCUUCUGACAUUACUUAACCUGUGGCCUUUGGGGAAUGAUUUGGUAAAACUUCCCCUAUGAUGCAUACCAACAAGCAGGAAGUAUUUUAGGUGAAUUUCCCUCAGAGCCACUGAGGGAUCAUUGUGCCUUUGGCUCUGCGCAUUCAUCAUUUCAGUCAGCAAAUAACUUCAAAUAAAAUCCAAUGGGGAUGCAGGCAGGAGUCCUGCAGAGAGUGAGGGAGAAACUACACUAUUCCACUGGGGUGAAGAAUUGAGUGUCUCCAUGCUGGACGUGGGUGGCGCUGUGGUCUAAACCACAGAGUCUAGGGCUUGCUGAUCAGAAGGUUGGCGGUUCGAAUCCCCAUGAUGGGGUGAGCUCCCGUUGCUCGGUCCCUGCUCCUGCCAACCUAGCAGUUCGAAAGCACAUCAAAGUGCAAGUAGAUAAAUAGGUACCGCUCUGGCGGGAAGGUAAACGGCGUUUCCGUGCGCUGCUCUGGUUCGCCAGAAGCAGCUUAGUCAUGCUGGCCACAUGACCCGGAAGCUGUACGCCGGCUCCCUUGGCCAGUAAAACAAGAUGAGCACCGCAACCCCAAAGUCGUUCGUGACUGGACCUAACGGUCAGAGGUCCCUUUACCUUUACCUUUAUGCUGGAGGAAAAGGAAGAAAGCUUGUUUGGUUUGGAGUAUGCCAGGAGCGGGUGAAAAAUUAUGCAGCUGGCCAUUAGGUGAGCAAGUUGACAAGGCAGUGGGACCAUGUUACUACAAGAGUAACAGGUUGGUGCUGCCAGAAGCAGGCCGAGGAAAACAAGGUGCUUCUUUCUUUGGUCAGCAAGACUUCCAGGGUUGUUCAACAUACUAUUGUUAAAAGAAAUCUUGGCUUAAUUUUGCUGGUGAAUGUUAUUGGGUGAUGUGAGAACCCUUCUAAAAUGCUUUCAGAAAUACAGUGGUACCUCGGGUUACAUACGCUUCAGGUUACAUAAGCUUCAGGUUACAGCUUCUGCUAACCCAGAAAUAUUACCUCGGGUUAAUAACUUUGCUUCAGGAUGAGAACAGAAAUUGUGCUCUGGUGGCACAGCAGCAGCAGGAGGCCCCUUUAGCUAAAGUGGUGCUUCAGGUUAAGAACAGUUUCAGGUUAAGAACAGACCUCCGGAACAAAUUAAGUACUUAACCCAAGGUACCACUGUAUCUUUCUUUGUUAAAACUUUAUGCUGCUGUGAAGGUGUAUUCAUUCCAACGUUGGUUCCCUCUUUCAGUCAUUGCGAGCUCACGGGAGCACAGCUUGCAUUCCAACUGGAUUCUACGUGCCCCUCGGAGAUGUUCCCAAGACACUGUCCAAAGAGGAAAGACGACAAGCCAAUCGGAGAGAAACAGCCAUGGAAGAACAAUUUGCUCCAGAAAGAAACUAGAAAGAUACCCAAUAUAUCUACCUAAGGCUGUGGAGGGAGCAUUCAAUACUUUGAAGUUUAAACCCAAAGUGUGCCCGAAAGUACUGCUCUGAUCUGGAAGUAAAAUGAAAUGCCCAACGUGGAGUUCCUUACAUAUGAGGGCAGACUAAACAAUCAAGGGCCUUUAUGCAUAAUUGGGGUUUAUUUUUGCAUGAAAUACUUGACGUAGUAGCUAUCUUUUUGAUGCAUAUGGCUCACAGCUCUUCCCUUGAGAUUGCACUUCAACAGAAGGGACACUGAACUUUCUAAAUGCAGCAUUUUAUAGGCUGGAAACUGUGACAUUCCCUGCCCCCACCCCGCAAAUCACACAUCUGUUUCUAACUGUCCUUACCAUGUAGAAUUCAAUAGUACAGGCGUCACGAUGACGUAUUGGACCUUUCCAGUUAUGUUGUGAGAUACGGGCAAGGCAACACCUUCUUCCUCGUGGUCAUACAAUUUUGUCAACUUUGUUUAUAUUGUGGUGUGUGUGUGUUUUUUUAAAAAAGUAUUUGAUGGCCAACCAUGCAAUACCCAGCUAAACAACCCUAAAACUGGAAUACCCAUCUAGGAUUUGUUUUUUUAAGUGGCAAAGAGCAGCCGGACUAC
This is a messenger RNA of Podarcis lilfordi (Lilford's wall lizard), 8511 nucleotides long. The record is from the annotation of a GenBank genome assembly. NCBI's taxonomy places the organism in Eukaryota, Metazoa, Chordata, Lepidosauria, Squamata, Lacertidae.